GUAGUAAAGUCUGGCGUCUCCGCGUUAUAUCGUGACGUUAACGUGUUUAAUGUAGCUGUAAACCUGAUAAAACACAAGUAGGUUAAUAUAUUUAUUUAAAAGUUAUCCUCCCGUGUUUUGGUAGAAAUGGCCAACGGUCGCAGAGUUUGCUGCAUCCUCUGCAGACGGUCCGAAGAGACGAAGAUAACCGGACCUUUAUCCACUAAAUGUGAAAUCACGGCUCAUCAAAACUGUCUGCUUUUUGCCUCAGGAAUUUAUUGCCAGGAGUCGCCACUAUAUGACGACCUGUUCGGUUUCUUCGUGCAUGAUGUGAUGGACGAGGUGAAACGAGGAAAAAAACUGAAAUGUCACCAAUGUAAGAGUAGUGGUGCCACUGCUGGAUGUGGAAACUCCCGUUGUAAGAAGUCCUACCACUACCCGUGUGCUGUCGAGGAAGGAGUCCGGACGGAUGAGGAUACAAAGAAUGGGAAAUUUGAGUUGUACUGCCCCAAUCACAGUGAAUCGCAAAACAACAACGCUUCUGUAAAAGGACAAACAAAGCCCAAAACCCCCCAAAAUCCCAGUGAAGCAGGACCAUCGAAGGUGUUAUGCCUCACUUGUGAGAAAAAAGAAGGAAACAUCAGUUUGGAAAGUUGCUCUGCUGGAUUUGUAAUGUUGUAUUGUGCCGAACACGCUCCUGCAUCGCUCAAGAAGAACACCAACGGAGAUUCUUCAGGAGCCGGGCCGUCUAGGUGCAGCAGCGGUGACUCCACAUCAUCCAGCUGCUCACGUUUAUCCUCCAAGAGGCGGAUCAGUUCAGAUGAAGAUGAGGAAGUGAGCCUCGCUAAACGUAAAUCUAAUGUCAGUGUGAGGAGGAUAUCAGAGGAUUCCUCAAAUUCAGAUCAGAAUACACCUGAUUCACAGUGGGCCCCUUUAGAUUUUGAUAUAAACGAAAGUGUAAACUCAGGAACUGUUCAGGAGCCUGAGCCUCCUGCUGAGCCUCAGUUGAUCAGGAAAGACGCUGAGAGCCACACAGGGUCCAUCUCAGGACAUCGACCGGAGGACGAGAGCAGUAAUGAAGCUGAUGAAACUUUAAUUACCUCAGAUGCCGAGUCCGAGAGUUUACUGCUUCCUGUGACGGUCUGCGUGGAUUCUCCGUCGCUUCCAGUCACGACUAAUGAUCUCUCCGUACAGACAGACGUGAGAGUGGAAGAAAUAAUAAUAAUAAAGAGAGAAAAAGGCUCCAGUCCAGAGCUGAGUCCUGUCCCCAGUCCUGUCCCCAGUCCCGCUGAGCCCUCUGUCCCAGAGGAGAGCUCCACUGCGCCCCCUCCUUCCCCCGAUCGCUCCGAGCCCGGCGGUGGUGUUAGCUCACCUCUGUGCACCAGCACGCCCUUUUCUGCAGCUCCACUCGAACCCAUCAGCAUUAUCAUCCAUUCCUCCCCUCCCGUUCCUGCAGCAGUCCUCCCCUCCGUCUCCCCAGAGCCCAGCAUCGACCCCACCAGCUUCUGGAAAAGCUGCAACGCUACAGGAUGCACUGAAGCCAUCUUCACUGAUUUCAUGAAUGAGAUGAAUCUUAUCUCUGGCAGAAUUCAGUCCGACCAGGCCAGCCAGGAGGAUUAUGAUCGAGCUCUGAAAGUGAUGGAGGCUUCUGGGAAACUUGCAGAGCUCGUGACCAAGCAGCAGAAAGAAUUAGAAAGAAAACAAAGGGAGCUGGAGAAGGCAGCAGCAGCCAUGACGGAGGUCAUCUCUCUUCUGAAGCGAUGAGUCCGUCAGCAGCAGAAAAGACGACAUCGGCACUUUUUGACCUUCUCUUCUGUCCGGUUGGUUUAGUUACAUAUUUCUCUUGGGGACCUUUUUUUAUACAAACAGUAUAUUGUUCUUUGUGAUCUUGAUUAUGAGUCCAUAUUUAAGACAGUUUGAAGGGUUGGAGUUAAUGUUGAAUAUGAAUGAGCACGUAUAAAGCUGUAGCCUUUAGAGGUGAUGAAGAAGUCACACAGCGAGGUGUCACAUCAUGUUUUGAUGAAACAGAAAAAGAGAAAAGAGAUUAUAAAGUGAUAUAAGUGAAAACCCUAUGAACUGAAGUUUUACUGACAUUUUUAUAUAUUUAAAAAGUAACAAUAAAUCAUAUUAACAUAAUCAUUUUUUUAAUGAUGUUUGUUCCUUUUGUUUGCAUUGAUCUGUUGUGCUCAGUCAGCGUUGUAAUCAGGUACCAUGUGUUGAACUGUAGGUUUUUAACUGUACUCAUGUGAAGCAGACCAGUUUUAUGUGAAGUUUUAAAGGUUUUAUAUCUUUUAAAUGUGUGUAUUUCUGAAUGUCAAAGUCAUGAUAUCUGUAAGUAGUCACGGAGCUGUAACGGUUGAUUUUCAAAGCGUACAAAAGCCUUGUUGCCCAAACUCCCGAUUGUUACGGUAACUCAAGCAUUCACUCGAGUUUUUCUCUCUCAAGAAGUUACCAAAUAGUUCUGAAGCAACAUUUUCAUGUUCAAUCAAGAUUGAAGUUCAUAUCAGUCAAUACAAGCAAAAAAAGAACCUCAGGUAUUGAUACAACACGUCAUGUUCACAAGACGCUCAAAUCGGUUUCUUCUAGAAUUCUAAAGUGGUUUUCUCACGUUGUUUAUCAAGACACUAAAUAUCACUUUCUUGGUGACAAACUUCCUCAUAAUUUGUGUUUGAAGUUUAUUUUCUAAUUGUUUGUAACGUGGGUUUAGUGACGUCAACCACAUGUCCAGAUGGAAGAUAUUUUUUGGUUGAUUCUGAAUUUGGCUCUGAUUUUAUCAGCCUAUAAAUCUGAGCUGUACUCAACCAAUCAGGUAAGAGGCAGACCACAUUAAUCAAUCACUGAUCUCUUUGUGAGCACAUUUACAGUAGACAGACCGACUCAAUCAGUCAGAGCCCCUCUGAAGAAUUCAAUCAGGCCCAUUUAUCAUUGUAUUCACAGGACAGUACAUCUCUGAAUGAUGUCCAUUAAUCUGUGAUUCUGUUUAGCAACAGAGCAGUGGUACAGAUGGCCAGUGUGACCGCGCCCUAAGCUGGUAGAAAAUGACCCUUUAGAAAUGUGAAACUUACAAAAUAGACAGUUUCGGACAGUGUAGACAGUACGGAUGGCCAGUGUGACCGCGCCUUACUGUCAGUAUGUUUUUUCAAUUGAAAUUUUAUUUUUUAUUUUUUUUAAUUGUUGCUCAAAUGACUGUAAAUUUCUCAUCUUUUCCAGAAGCUUUAAAUGCUGAAAAUAAAUUCAGGAAAACAAGAAUCAAGAGUGCUUUUUUUUAAAUUAACUAGCUUGCAGAGUUAAUAAAAUGUCACUGGCACGUUGCAUAACUCGAUAGUGAUCAAUAGAUCCAUAUUCAUUGAUUAUAAAACAGAAACAUCCUGCACAGAAGUGAGCAAAUAUUUACUUCUAAAUACUCCGCAGCAGCGCAGUCAAUAAAUGAUAAUACUGUCAAAUAGUGUUCUCUACAUGCAGGUGAUGCCAUGUGGGUCAAAAAGAAACGUGAACAACUUCUGCAAGCUCACACGGCCUCACUGUAAACAGAUGUUGAACGGCUUCGUGUGUUUCAGCUUGAAAGCAGACAUGUUAAACCAGCCGACUGAACCGGUUUGUGUGAUAAUAAUAUACACACACACACACACACACACGAUAGAAGCUUUUGUUUUUAUGUGAUGUCAAUGAGAUGAGAUGUAGCUGCACAAACUGUGUCUGUGUAAUCAAUGAAGGAAUGCUUUUCCACAUCUGUAACCAGGGCUGCUGCUGUGUAAGGAAUCAAAAUACUGGCAGCAUCCCAAAUGGCCAAGUUACUGAAUCCAAAUCGCUGAAGCAGCAUUUCUUUGGACGAAGGUCAAAUGUAACAAAACGGCUUCAAAAUAAAAUUCUGAAUUGCCGCGGAGAU
Messenger RNA from Labrus mixtus (cuckoo wrasse), 3865 nucleotides. RefSeq names its product PHD finger protein 11 (gene phf11). The record is from RefSeq and is a predicted model, not a curated record. Lineage: Eukaryota; Metazoa; Chordata; Actinopteri; Labriformes; Labridae. Gene Ontology annotation, molecular function: histone deacetylase binding; histone binding. The transcript has 20 exons. Bases 127 to 1743 code for a protein of 538 amino acids. Gene Ontology annotation, cellular component: nucleus.